UUGUAUCAUUUUUUGCUGCCAAUAAUUAAUUCUUACAGUAGAUUAAAGCUCAGAGCCUCGGAACUUUGCUUGUGUUAGAUAUCCCAGUUUGGUUUUCUGGGUCUGCUUCUAGUUUCACUUUUGUGACUGUUUGUCUGUUUCUGUGUUGGGCUUUCCAUAUAUAUUCCACUUUUGGUUACCUUUCUUUGUCAGACUACACAAAUUCCAGUUUGCUAUCUGGGUUUGCUUCAAGUUUCACUAUUGUGACCAUUUCUGUGCCUAAUGUGUGAUUUUAUCCGUAGAGGGUUUUAGGGGCCAACUGAAUUUAGUACCUUCUCCUUCAUUUCUGUUCAGAAGUGCUAGUUUUUGGAGUUCCAAAGUUUCUCACUUGGUGAAUAAAGGGUCUAGAAUCAAUCUUCUGUAGUUGUUUGCAGAAGAAAUGGCAUCAGUUAUAGGUUUUGGGGGACCUCACUUUUUUGCAUUAAGUUCUGAGAAUAAGCCUCGGUUUCGAGUGCAAGUUAGGAGUUUAGGUAAUCAGGAUGCAUCAGUUUUGCCUUCAGACUCGGUUGUAGUGAAUGGAGCUUCUGUAGUUGGGGAGAGGGAGGGAAGUAGGCCUUUGGUUGAUCAAGGGAAUGGGAGUUUGAGGCAUAAGGUUAAGGAGAAACAGAGGAUAGAAGAUGGUGUUCUCGAAAGUUUGGAACCUUUGUGGGAUGAUGGGUAUGGGACUGUGACUGUAAAGGAUUAUUUCGAUGCAACUGAGGAGAUGAUUAAGCCUGAUGGUGGUCCUCCUCGAUGGUUUAGCCCCCUUGCGCGCAACCCUCCAUUGAAGGAUUCUCCAGUUCUUUUGUUUUUGCCUGGGUUAGAUGGUACUGGUUGCGGACUCAUUUUGCAUCAUAAAGCUCUUCAGAAGGUCUUUGAAGUUCGAUGCUUGCAUAUUCCAGUUAAUGAUCGAACACCAUUUGAAGGGCUGGUGAAAUUGGUGGAAGAAACUAUUAGGGUUGAGCAUGCUUCAUCUCCCAACAAGCCAAUUUAUUUGGUAGGAGAUUCUUUUGGAGGAUGCCUAUCACUUGCCGUUGCUGCACGUAAUCCUACCAUUGACCUAGUACUGAUACUAGUCAACCCAGCAACAUCCAUCGAGAGGUCUCAGUUGCUACCUCUGUUCCCAAUCUUGGAGGCUAUGCCUGAAGAAUUACAUAUCACAGUUCCCUAUCUUCUCAGCUUUGUUAUGGGUGAUCCAAUAAAAAUGGCGACGGUUAACAUAAAAAAUAGGCUUCCUCCCGGUUUAAAAUUUACGCAAAUAUCGCAGAACCUCACUGCUUUGCUACCAUGUCUCUCUUCUUUGGCCGAUAUUAUACCAAGGGAAACUCUUCUUUGGAAGUUGAAGCUGCUCAGAUCAGCUGCUGGUUAUGCAAAUUCCCGUCUUCAUGCUGUUAAAGCUGAAGUACUUGUGUUGGCUAGUGACAAGGAUAACAUGGUUCCUAGUCGGGAUGAAGUGGAACGACUAAGGAACUCAUUACAGAACUGUUCAAUUCGUCACUUCCCAGACAAUGGGCAUACCCUGUUACUGGAAGAUGGGGUUAAUUUGUUGACGGUUAUAAAACGUACUCUCAAAUAUCGCCGUUCGAGGAAGCAUGAUAGUGUCUCAGAUUUCCUUCCUCCUAGUAUGACAGAAUUCAACUAUGCAUUUGAUGAAACAGUCGGAUUGUUACGCUUUGCUGCUGGUUCUGCUUUUUUCUCAACAUUGGAAGAUGGAACGGUAGUGAGAGGUCUUGCAGGAGUUCCAAUUGAAGGACCUGUCUUAAUUGUUGGCUAUCAUAAUAUAAUGGGGCUAGAAAUGUAUUCUUUAGUUGAAGAAUUUUUAAGAGAAAAGAAAAUAAUGGUUCGUGGUUUAGCACAUCCAGAACUGUUGUUGGGGAAGAGCUCAGCUGAUUUUGACUUGUUCAACGUAUUUGGUGCAUUACCUGUUACGGCAAGAAAUCUAUUCAAAGCGCUUUCAUCAAACUCACAUGUUCUCUUGUAUCCUGGUGGUGCACGUGAAGCUCUCCAUUACAAGGGUGAAGAAUACAAGUUAUUCUGGCCUGAUCAACCUGAAUUUGUCAGAAUGGCUGCACGUUUUGGGGCCACAAUUGUACCAUUUGCAGCUGUAGGAGAAGAUGACUUACUCGAAUUGGUUCUCGACUACAAUGACAUAAAGAAGAUCCCUGUGGUGGGCGACUAUUUCAUCAAUGCUAAUAAUGAUGCUAUGAAAUUGAGGGAGGAUACACCUGGAGAAGUUGCCAACCAAGACCUCUUCUUUCCGGGAAUUCUGCCCAAGUUACCAGGCCGCUAUUACCAUUUGUUUGGGAAACCGAUAGAAACAAAAGGAAGGGAAGAGAUCCUGAAAGACAAAGACAGUGCAAACAAAUUGUAUUUGGAGAUACAAUCUGAAAUUGAACGAAGUUUAGCAUACUUAAUCAAGAAGCGAGAGGAGGAUCCUUACAGGAAUCUUAUUGACAGAACAGUAUAUCGGGCACUAUAUUCCCGUUUAGAUGAAAUUCCAACAUUUGAGCCUUGAAAAAUUGGUUUCGAGGAGCAUGCUCUUCUUGGUUUUCACUGCACAGUAGUACAAGUAUUUCCUGGGGACAAGGAUGAUGCUGUGGCCGAACAAGAUCAUUAUUUCUCUUGAUACUGAAUCUCGUGUUGCAAUCUAGCGAUGGGGUCUCAGCUGAAGCAUUGUCUCUGAACCUGCAAAUAUCAGACUUGUACAUGCCCUUUACAUGUUUGUGAUAUGUAUAUUUCACAGAAGGUGAUAGUGUACUUUAGGGGUAACGUGUACACAGAAUAGAUGACAUGUAUAUUUCUUUUUUAACCCUUGGCUAUAUGAUAUUGUUCAUGGCUUAAUAUGUAAUAGUGAUACGACACAAUAUCAUAGUGAUGCUACCCAUUGGAAAUCAUUAUUUGAUUGAUGAACAAAUCUUACAAGGUUUUCGAUUACAACAAAUCAGACAAGUUUAUGCAUACAUCUUCGUACAUGUUCUGGUUACCAACUGUUCAAAUUUAUGGCAGUGGCAGUGUUUGAUUUCUUCUAUGUGUUCAAACAUCAAUACCAGAAAUGACAAUUUUUCCAGAAACAUUUGAUAGGUUCCGUACACAGAUUUAGCAGUAUCAGCCUUCUGGUGUGAGAGUUUCUUAGUCAUGAAGCCAGAUUUGUAUCUCCACCAUAAAAGCAGUCAGCGUUGUUUCUAAAGGAUGUAUAGUAGCUUAUCUUUAUUAUAUUCUGCCGAAAGAAGAAUGAAUUAGGAGUAGGGAAAAUUGGGUGUAUGUGGAAAUCAGAACAGAGGGAAUAUAUAACAGCGCUUAAUGGAGGUCCCUAUCCAAGUAUGAGCAGAACAUGAUUCUUCAGGUCUGGCCAAGCAAAAGGAUAGAAUUGAUCCACGAUAUCUUCAGGGAUAAACAGGAGCCACAAUUAUGGUCUUUCAGCUUCAAUUUUGAGAGACUAGCUCAAAUCAGAAGACAAUGCAGGUCACAAUCCAUAGAUAUUUUUGGCAGAAUAUGAUUCCUUCAGCAUUACCAAGGCAUUGGAAGAAGCAUAUGUGAUGGAAAAGUAACAUAGCUAGUUGCUGUAUAUAAAUGCAAGGACAGGCUUCAACAUGUUGCAAGUGAGAAACAAAUCCUAACUUGAGUUCCAAGCAAGAGUGACAGAAGUUCCAACCUUGAAGCACAACCAUGGCUUACAAUGACUACGGCAAUUACAGACCAGGUUACUCCACCGGUGGGGUUGGAGCUUACACCGACCAAUGGGGAAAUCCAAGGUAUGCUUCUGAUGACGAGGAGUGCCGUACAGUAAUUGUUGAUGCUGACGGUACUCGAAGAACAAUCAUUGGUUGUGUCCCUAUCCGUAAACCAGAAAUUUAUGUUACCACAACCGAGACUAUCAUUGAAGAACGUGUUCACUCACCUUUAUUACCUUCAUACAGGCAAAGUUCUCACCCAGGUGUUGUUGAGCCAGUUAGAGGCUACGGCUAUGCUGCUGAUGACUCAUGGCAGCGCAGGUCUUCGAGCCCCGUCAGAGGUGGUUAUGGUUAUGCUGACCAACCCUCCAGGAUUGCACCAUCCAAUGGUGUGAAUUGGCGCCAACAGCCCCAUCAAACCGGACCCUACAGUGGCACUUCAGCAGGCUAUAAUGACUAUAAUGACUACAGCAACAAGCCAGGUCACAAGCAUAGCGGAAAGACUGACCACUAUGAUGACCACUACAGCAACAAGCCAAGUUACAAGCAUAGUGGAAAGAGUGACAACUAUGAUGAUCACUACCGCAAAAAUGAAAGUAGCAGCUAUGGACCAGCUGUCAACAUGAUAUCAAACAUGGUAUCAAGCCGGCCUAAGCCAAGCCGUACUGUAUAUUCUACUGGUGCACUCCCCGUUCGCGGUGAUGGCAGGCUCACUGUUCCAACAGAUGACAUGGAGAAGGCCUUGCACUACUUGAAGGAAAGUGCAAAGACUUCACCAUGGCCACGAACAUAAUGAAAUUGACUUUCAGGAAUGUCAUGUAUGUUAUUUUCAUGCUGCUGGUUUAGUAUAAUCUAGCUACUCUUAUCUGUGUGUUUAUCUGCUUCUGUAACCUGUGUUGAUGGCAUGUAUGCCUUGUGAUAUGAAAUUAUAAUAAAGUAUUGUAGCAAUUAUGCCUGCAAUAAAUAUAAUAUGCAUCGGUUCUAUUUUAUUA
Molecule: messenger RNA, 4681 nt
Organism: Rosa rugosa (rugosa rose)
Lineage: Eukaryota; Viridiplantae; Streptophyta; Magnoliopsida; Rosales; Rosaceae
Product: phytyl ester synthase 1, chloroplastic
Exons: 14
Coding region: 419-2533 (704 amino acids)
Cellular component (GO): membrane
Source: RefSeq, a predicted model, not a curated record